UCUUUUACUGCGCAUGCCUACUGACAUGAAAUAGGGACUUUGCCGUGGAGUCGCUGUCCGCCAUUUCAGUGAUCAAAAAAACUACUGCGUUAUUUCACAUCAAAUGUCUUCUGUUGAAGAUAGUCAGUCACCACAACAUUCUUCCGCCGAGAGUUUGAAGGAGAAUUUUGUGGGAGACAACCAAACCAAAAUGAAUGGAUUAAGUGAAGACUCUGUAGGUUCAGCCUCUGAAACUUCUGGAUGGGCUAAGCAAGAGAAUGGACCUAGUCAAAAUGGGUUGGAAUACCACAAUAAUAAUACAUCAAGUCAUAAACAUGGGGAUGGUCAUCACCAUUCCAGCUCUGGUAAAUCAAGUAGCUCUGAUAAAGAAAAAACUAGCUCGUCCAAGCACAAGGAUGGAAGCUCAUCUAAACAUAGCUCAAGUAGCAAGCACAGCUCUAGUUCUUCCUCUUCUAAACACAAGGAAGGACACAGCUCCUCGUCAUCCUCAUCUAAACAUCGUGAUGGUAGCAGUUCAAAACACAGCAGUUCCUCUAGCUCAUCUAAACACAAAGAAGGUGGCAGCUCAUCAUCUCACAAGGAAAGCUCUUCGGUUCACAAAGAUAAAAGCAGCAGUAGCAGUAGCAAGUCCAAGGAUGGUACAUCUUCAUCAUCUGAUAAACAUAGCAGCAAGCCUAAAGAAAGUAGCAGUUCCAAAAAUAAAGAAAGUCAUAGUAGCAGUAAAGACAGUCACACCAGCAGCAGCAAAGCAAAGGAAGGGAGCAGUUCCAGCAAAGACAAAAGUAGCCACUCCUCAUCUUCUGACAAGCACAGAGACAAGAGUAAAGAUUUGAGCUCAAGCAGUAAAGACAAGCACAAAUCAUUAUCAUCUUCAUCCUCCUCAUCUAAACACAAGUCCUCAGAUGGAGACAAACACAAAUCAUCAUCUAAAAGUGGUGAGGAUAGCAGUAAACAUUCCCAUUCGUCCAAGUCAAAAGAUGUCAAGCCUAGUGUUGAAGAGAACAAGGUAGUGGUCAAGUCUGAACCCAUCGAUGGUACUAGCAAAAAUUUCACUGUGAACAACCAUAGCUCUCCUGUUAAGAAGGAGUUUGACUCUCCAGUGAAGAUAGAAAAGGUUUCUCCAGUAAAGAUGGAAGUUGAUCAAGAUGAAAGUGAUGAUGAAGAUGAUAAACCUUUGUCUGCGCGCAAGAGGUCCACUACAUUAAAAAGACCUAAAGAAGAGUCAGAUUAUGAAGAUGAUAGACAAGAUGACGAUGAAGAAGAUGAAGACAGUGAUGUUCCACUAUCUGCACGGGCAGGUAAAGCUAAAAAACUUAAGCUAGACAAGAAAACUGUGAAAAAAACUAUCAAAGAUACACAGGCUAAGAAAAAGAAAGCAACUAAAGAUAUUAAAGAAGAAAACAUUGAGCCAGUUACAAAGAGAAAAAAGAAAGGUACAGAAGAGGAGCAGGAGGUUUGGAAAUGGUGGGAAGAAAAGAGAGAAGACACUGGUGUCAAGUGGACAUUCCUGGAACAUAAAGGACCUCUGUUUGCUCCAAAAUAUGACCCUUUACCUAAAAAUGUCAGAUUUUAUUAUGAUGGUAAACCUAUGCAACUUGCUCCAGAAACGGAAGAGGUUGCUACUUUUUAUGGACGCAUGCUUGACCAUGACUACACCACUCGUGACGUUUUUAACAAAAACUUCAUGAAAGACUGGAGAAAAGUUAUGACUAAAGAAGAACAAGCUAUUAUUACAGACAUAAAGAAAUGCAAUUUUCAUGAGAUUUUGGAUUAUUUCAAAAAGAAAUCGGAGGAAAGAAAGGCCAUGUCUAAAGAAGAAAAGCAGAAAAUAAAAAAAGAAAAUGAGGAGAUAACAAAAGAGUAUGGCUUCUGUAUCAUUGAUCAUCACAAAGAGAAAAUUGGAAACUUCAGAAUUGAACCUCCAGGCUUGUUUAGGGGCCGUGGAGAUCAUCCCAAACAAGGCAUGUUAAAGAGGAGAAUAAACCCUGAGGAUGUUGUCAUUAACUGUAGCAAAGACUCCAAAAUCCCAGUUCCUCCAGCCGGUCACAAAUGGAAGGAAGUCCGACAUGAUAACACAGUGACUUGGUUAGCAAGCUGGACAGAGAGUAUACAGGGCUCCACUAAAUAUGUUAUGUUGAAUGCAGCAUCCAAGCUAAAGGGUGAAAAAGACUGGCAGAAAUAUGAGACUGCUCGUAAACUUCACAAAUGUGUGGACAAAAUACGUGCCAACUACCAGGAGGAUUGGAAAUCUAAAGAAAUGAGAGUGCGACAACGUGCUGUUGCUCUAUAUUUCAUUGAUAAGCUGGCACUGAGAGCAGGUAACGAAAAAGAGGAGGGCGAGACAGCAGACACAGUGGGUUGCUGUUCACUCAGAGUGGAACAUAUAACACUGCACAAUGAAAAAGAUGGCAAGCAGUAUGUGGUUGAGUUUGAUUUCCUAGGUAAAGAUUCCAUUCGUUAUCAGAAUGCUAUUCCAGUAGAGAAAAGAGUGUUCAAGAACUUGGAGCUGUUUAUGGAAAACAAACAACCUGAGGAUGAUUUGUUUGACAGAUUAAAUACUACCAUUCUCAAUAAACAUCUCCAAGACUUGAUGGAAGGACUGACUGCUAAAGUAUUCCGUACCUAUAAUGCCUCUAAGACCCUGUCUGAACAGCUAGAGCUAUUGACAAAUCCCAGUGACUCUGUAGCAGCCAAGAUGCUAACCUACAAUCGAGCAAAUAGGGCAGUGGCCAUUCUUUGUAACCAUCAACGUGCUGUCCCCAAGACUUUUGAAAAAUCAAUGGAGAACUUGAUGAAGAAGAUUGACGCCAAAAAAGCAGAAAUUAAGCAGGUGAAGAAAGAAAUCAAGGGGAUCAAGGCUGAUUAUAAGAGAGAGAAAACUAUGAAGACAAAAACACUGUAUGAGAAUAAAAAGAAAACUUUGGCGCGGCUUGAAGAACAGUUGACUAAAUUAGAAGUACAGGCAACUGACAAGGAUGAAAACAAGGAGAUUGCUUUGGGAACAUCAAAAUUGAAUUAUUUGGAUCCCAGAAUUUCAGUUGCUUGGUGCAAGAAGUUUGGUGUCCCCAUUGAGAAGGUGUACAACAAGACAAUGAGAGACAAGUUUAAGUGGGCCAUUGACAUGGCUACAGAACAGUUUAAGUUUUGAUGCAGUUUGAAGGAAUAGUCUCUUGUUUCAUUAGGCCAGAUCUAUUGUUUUAAACUUUGAACAAUACUUUUAAUUUGCAUUAAUGCCAUGUCAUUGAGAUUAAGAAUGUUAAUCUACAUGUAACAGCAGUGACUGAAGUGCAAUUGACAGUUUUGCUAUUCCGCCUUCCCCUUACUGCCAAAUACAUGACUUGAGCUACCAAACAUUUUUUUACUGCACUUGAACUAAAAUCUCAAUCAGAAAAUAAGUGAUAUUAUAAGUAGCAUUGAUCUUUUUUGUUUGUUUAGUUGAAUGAAAUCAUAUCACAUUUGUUUGUCUUCACCAUCGCUGCAUUCCUCUGUACUAUUUUGUGCAUGUAAAAUUAAGUAGACAUAUUUUUGUUCAGCAUUUGUUUUCAACAUGAUGUACAGUAAAUACUGAGUGACCAGGCACAGAAGAUGAAUUUCAUUGUUCAUUUAACCUUCUACAUACAACAAACACUUUUGAAUGAUAUAUAUUUAUAUAUCUUUGUACAAAUCUUAAACCUACAGUUCCACAAUUGAAUAUCUAGCCACAUUUUUUAAAAUUAUUAUAUAACAAUUCUAUUCCAAAUAGCUAGUAUUUGUUUAUAAAAAAAUAAUGCUCAAUAAGUUCUUGUCAAAGUGAUCAGAAUUGACAAGGCUGUUACUAAAACCCCCGUGUGGAGUCUAUAGAUAAGAUGAGUACGGUUGUGAGUAGUUGGUAGUAUAGAAACAUAUUAUACAUAAUCUAAUAUAGGGCUUGUUUUAUUGAUGAUUUAUUAAUUUAUAUAGAAAGCAGUAUUAGACUUGUCAUAACAAACUAUUUAUAAAUGUAGAUCAAUUUAUUUAUUGAAAACAUUAUACUGAAUGGGAAAAAACCUCAACACGAGCCUCAAUGUUAUUUAAAGAGAGUUAUAUAUUUUUUUAAUGUUCGUACUGAAUCAAAUCAGUAUUUUAUUGUUUUUGUCAAUGAAUUGAAUAUUUUACUAAAUGUUGCCUGCUUUUUUUUUUUUUAACUACCAUCAUGUCUACAUUUUUUUUCCUCGUGAAACCCUGCUUGUGGAAGUUUAGAAUUAUUUUUUUUUUAUUUUGUUAUUUAGGAGUCAAUAUAAUUGUAAAACCAUUUCAUCUUUGUCUCUUAACUUGACUGCAUAUUGUAUAUUAAAAUUUUUAAGAGAUUGUCAUAUUUCUGAACAGUGGAUGCAGUUACACUGAGAGUUAUGCAACUAGAAAUGAAAUGCCUUUCAAGUUUUAAAUUUCACUGUCACUUUUUUUUCCCCAGUAACCAGUCUGUGUUAGCAUUAGAUUUUCAUUUGUGUGAGUGUGUAAAGUCUGUGUUAGAUGUUUACUUGUGUGUAUAAAGAAUGAUGUUGAUAUGCAGCUAUACACAUUUUUUUUAAUGUCUCAAAUCAGCAGUUUUUAAUUGAACGUCUGUGUGGUAUAUUGUUUUAUGAUAAAAUGUAAAUAAAAAAAAACAUGGAACUUGUAACCUGUUAUGUUGACAUUAUAUAUUGGCAGGAAUUAAUGCUUUGAAGAUGAGUAUAUGAGAGUAUUGAGUCUACAAGUAGUCACAAGUGAUGGGUUUAGCAUGACACACAAGUUUUGUUUGUCUAGUUUUACUGCAGACAAUAGUGGAAAGACUUUGGCUAAAAGAACAAGUCAUGGACUUAAGAUAUAAGUACGAGUUCUAGUACUGACACAUUUGUGUUCUUUCCCUAAGUAUUAUGUGGAUACUUGUAGCUUUUUUUCCCCAAUCCUUUGGUAUCGUCAUGUUUAUUGCAGCUGGGACAGUACAUGAGAUACACUCAAAGUGUUCAUUUAGUCACAUUUUGUUUUAGAUAUAUUUACUGUUUUUGGAGGACUUCGAAGGUUUAACUCAAAGUUGUCACUGUUAGCUGGCCUAACUUGCAGAGGUGCCACUGUUAGCUGGCCUAACUUGCAGAGGUGCCACUGUUAGCUGGCCUAACUUGCAGAAGUGCCACUGUUAGCUGGCCUAACUUGCAGAGGUGCCACUGAUAGCUGGUCCAACUUGCAGAGGUGCCACUGUUAGCUGGCCCAACUUUCAGAGGUAUCACUGUCAGUUUGCAUAACCAGUUGUCCCAAUAUGAUAAUUCUUUUAUCAAGUAGCUGACUACAAUUGUUGUACACCUUUGUUAGUUAUAUAGGUCAGGUAAAUUUUAAAAUCAACAUCUCCAGUAAUCAUGUUGAUCUUUGUAUGGUACCGCGAGUUAGGUCAUGUGAAACUGAACUCUUUAGCUCUGAAAAUGUCUUUGGUUAGUAAAAGUUAUUUGACCUCUCUCCAUCCUAGACGUCUAGACUGAGGGAUCCUGUUUUGUUUCCACUUUGUCACACAAGUGCAUCCUUAACCACAUCACUAUGUUCAACAUGUAUGACAGUUAAUAUAAAUACUUCCAAAUGUCCAUGUUGGCCAUUAAAGAUAUUGGGCAACUUGUUUCUGAUCUAGGCCCCAACCUGAGAGUCAUGUUCUACAAGACAACUAUCUUAAUGAUGGGACUUUAUGUGAAUCCAUUCCCAACAAUAUGGGACACAACUGGUUUCUUUAAUGACAACUUGUGAACAAGAUGUUCUGUUCAUUGAAAAAAAUCAUUUUAAAAUGUCAUAAUCGAUGUCUCCUUAUUAUCUUUUUAAACAAUUCUAUUCUACGUGACACUUGUACCAACACACUGAUUGUAUGAAACUUCUGUUAGUAGAACAUCUCGUAUGUAUGCUAUGAUUAAAACACUUUAGUUUGGUCCUGUUGGUGAGACUGGAUGAUGCCAAUACAAAUGUGCUUAAAGAAUUUUGUCUUGUAUUCAAAUGGAGAUUAAAAAGUGACAAAUAAUGAA
Molecule: messenger RNA, 5993 nt
Organism: Biomphalaria glabrata
Lineage: Eukaryota; Metazoa; Mollusca; Gastropoda; Planorbidae
Product: DNA topoisomerase I, mitochondrial-like
Exons: 19
Coding region: 104-3148 (1014 amino acids)
Biological process (GO): DNA topological change; chromosome segregation; DNA replication
Cellular component (GO): chromosome; nucleolus
Molecular function (GO): DNA binding; DNA topoisomerase type I (single strand cut, ATP-independent) activity
Source: RefSeq, a predicted model, not a curated record